AUGAGACUUUCUUCAUUGGCUCUGUUUCUCCUGAGAGCUGGGGUUUAUAUGUCUUCAGAGUGUUUCCGUACUGAAAUUAUUGGAGGGAGGGAAGUACAGCCGCAUUCCAGGCUGUUUAUGGCUUCCAUCCAGUACCGCAGCCAGCAUAUUUGUGGAGUCCUGAUCCACCUCCCCCAGUGGGUGCUAACAGCCGCCCACUGCUACUCCUGGUUUUCCAGAGGCCACUAUCCCACAGUGGUUCUAGGAGCGCGCUCUCUUUCGAAGAAGGGGCCCAUGAAACAGACGCUUGAGAUUAAAGCAUUCAUCCCCUUCUCAAGAUUUCAGUCAGGUUUCACGUCACACGAUAUCAUGCCCAUAAAGCUUCGUGCUGCUGUGGAACUGAACAAGUACAUCUAACUGAUUCACCUGAGUUCCAAAACCUAUCUUAGGGAUGGACCCAAAUGCCAGGUUACUGGCUGGGGAGCCGCCAACCGCCAUCUGUUAACCCACUCUGAUACCAAACGCUGCAACAGCAAAUGCUACUACAACCACAACCCUGUUGUAACCAAGAACAUGAUGUGUGCCGGCGAUGCCAGGGGCCAAAAGGACUCCUGCCAGCGUGUCCUCUGCAUUUACUCAUCCACCAGUGUGAACUUCUCCAGCCUUCAAGUAGCUCUCAUUAAAUGCUUGUUCAUCAGACAGCAGACUGUGUACUUCUACAGGUAUCCGUGGGGAGGCAUUGCCAUCCUUAGAAAGUUUGCCAACCCUGAGUCACAAGUGGAAAAUAACUUACUCUUCCCCGAAAGGACCGCCUUUUAA
This is a messenger RNA of Acomys russatus (golden spiny mouse), 798 nucleotides long. RefSeq names its product granzyme K (gene Gzmk). Gene Ontology annotation, biological process: proteolysis. Lineage: Eukaryota; Metazoa; Chordata; Mammalia; Rodentia; Muridae. The record is from RefSeq and is a predicted model, not a curated record. Gene Ontology annotation, molecular function: serine-type endopeptidase activity.